AUGUCCCGAACCGCAGCGCCGGCGAGUAAUCGCAAUCUGAGUCUGACAGAAGAGCUCGAAAGACUCGAGCAGUCGAUCACUCUGACUUUGCAAGGCAACAAAGCACAUCGCAUCGUCACGUCGAGCAUUCUUCCCGUGGUCGACCAAUAUGCACAGCACUCUCGUGACGUCUGGGAGGGAUCUCGCUUCUGGAAACAGUUCUUCGAGGCUUCGGCCAAUGUCUCCUUGUCGGGUUACCAAGAGGGUGCGCUAGAGGAGGAUGCGAGCCAUGACGACGCGACUGCCCAAGACACGACCUACGAUGAGCCAUCGGCGGGUCACGAUGUUGACAGAACCAUGACUCCUAUCACUCAAGGUUAUGCUCAUGACGAGGACGACGAAACAUCCAUCAUCGAUUCUCCAUCGAACACGACUGGACUUCACACCACUCCUCAGAUCAAGACCAAGGGCAAGCAGAUGAUUUCUCCUUCCCCAAUCAAACCGUCGUCGGAUCAGAUCAGCACUCCGAUGCGCGGUACCUUGAACUUCCAGUCGUCGUCGCCCUUCGAGCCCCCUUCGGCCUACCAACCUUCCACUGCCCAACGCCAACAGAACCCUGAUCCUCUGAUGCACCGUAUCAUGGACCGCAAUUUCCGCGUCCAGGCUACUCCACAUUCUGCUCGCAGGCAACAGCGUCCGGCCUCUGACGCCACCCCGGCCACUGUUCAGCAGAAUCAAACACAGACGCGCACUCGCAACCUGUUUGCCGAUAGCAGUCCUAUGAGCAGUCCGGAAAUGGCCGCGCCUCAACUGCGCUCAGACCUAUUCUCUCCCCAGAAGUCUCCCAGGAAAGCAUUACAGACUCCACAUACCCCUGGCAUUUCGGUUCAAACCCCGGGACGCGAUCUCAUGACGAGCACCGGCCGUGCAUUGUUCACUGACACCAAGGAUAAGACUACCCGCACCCUCUGGGAAUCUGAUAGCGAUGACGACUUUAGUAUCAGUCCGCCCAAGACUAUGCAGUUCCAUGUCCCUCAGUCUCGCCUCAUGCAGACUCCAGCUAGAGAGGCCAGUAGGAUCAUUGUUGACGACUUGCUAGCUACUGCUGGCGCCGACCGCACGGAGUCCAUCGAGGGUGAUAGUGUCCCCGACAUCAGCCCCAGCUUGGUCAGGAGAAAGUGGGACGACGACGAAGAUGAUGACACGUUCUAG
Molecule: messenger RNA, 1191 nt
Organism: Aureobasidium subglaciale EXF-2481
Lineage: Eukaryota; Fungi; Ascomycota; Dothideomycetes; Dothideales; Saccotheciaceae
Exons: 2
Coding region: 1-1191 (396 amino acids)
Biological process (GO): attachment of spindle microtubules to kinetochore
Cellular component (GO): mitotic spindle; DASH complex; mitotic spindle pole body
Source: RefSeq, a predicted model, not a curated record